Molecule: messenger RNA, 5927 nt
Organism: Nicotiana tabacum (common tobacco)
Lineage: Eukaryota; Viridiplantae; Streptophyta; Magnoliopsida; Solanales; Solanaceae
Source: RefSeq, a predicted model, not a curated record
CACUAAAAAUAUAUUAAUAAUGGUUUUUUUUUUGUAGUUUACCGAGAAAGAAAUUAUCGGUUCAAAGCGCUUUUGUUCGAGUCUAUGAAUAAUGCCUUGCCGUUUCUGUUUGGUCUUUUUCCUACUUUCCCUCACCCUCUUUAAUGGUAUACUCUGCUUCCAUGAGAUCUCCGUCAAUUAUCCAUUUCCCAGGAUAAUUUCAUAAAAUAAAAUUGGUACUGAAGAAUUAAUAAUCUUCUCUAAGUCCUGGACAAGGUUGAGUUUUCUCAUAAAAAAUUGUUUAUGUGGGGAGAAAAGAUUGGAUUUUUACCAGUUUUCCAGAGCUGCAAAAUGGAUGUAGGCCAAGGCAGCUCGAUUGAAGAAAUGAAGGAUUUACAGACCAACACUUCAUGGAUUCCAGCGACUCCAGGGAAGCCAGGGUUUGCGACAUUGCCACCAAUUAGCAAGAGUAGGCAGGAAAACCAGCCAGCUCAGGUUGAUUGGUCAGAGUUGCAGAUGAAAAAAGCAGCAGUGGCACAUGCUGCUGACGCCACAGCCGAAGCUCAAAAUGCAUCUGCUUACAAUGGUUCAACAAGUUCAGUAACAGUAGAUCAGUGCUUCGCCAGCUGGGAAGCAGCAGUAGGCACAAAAUCGGAAAUGUAUGGAGGUGGUAUAAAGAUGUGCAAUAACUUCUCUAGUGAUAACGUAGACAUGUGGACUAAUGUGUCUUUCGGAGAUCUCUUGGCGAUGGCACAUGCUGCUGGCACCACGCCCGCAGCUGAAAAUGCAAAAGAUGAUACAGCUUAUAGUGCCAGGAGUUAUUUCAAACCGCUCGUCAGUUCUCAGAGUGCAGAUGGAAGCUCUACUUUUCCCAGCUCCCCUUUCAACUUGAAUUCACCCCUAAGAAUGACGGAUGCAAUCUCGAGCAACAUCGCAUUCCAGUUCGAACCAGUAACACCAGAUCUGAUCAAGAGUAAAGGGCAAGCAUCUAAUGCGUCAAACCUAGACAUUAAUGUUACUACAUUACCAAGAGGUGUACAGUCAUAUGAAGAUACAAUAAAGAGAGCUGAAGCAAAUGAACUCCAACAGAGCAGAGAGCAGUCGGAGCUGGUCUUAAAUCAAUCAGAAUUGCAGGAGAAUCACAAGCUUGACAUGGAAGGCAAACAGGAUAGUGAACUGAAUAAUACACCAGAGCAAAAACCAAGAAGAAGAAAACACAGGCCCAAGGUGGUUGUAGAAGGCAAGCCUAAAAGGACUCCUAAACCAAGAACCGAAAAGCAGCCUGGUUCAGUGGAGACAAAAACAGAAAAGAGGAAGUAUGUCCGAAGAAACAAGGUUGGCAGCCCUGCACCCACUUCUGCUGAAGAGGUACACAAUACAAUUGACAAUGGAAAGACUCCUAGUUCCAAAGAAACCCCACCAGCAAAGAGGAAGUACGUCAGAAGAAAUCAAGUUAAGAAGAGCACAGAACAACCCUCUGAAGAGGGGAGCAGUGGAACAACUGAUCAGAAAAAAGUUUCUCCUCCUAGAAAAUCCUGCAGGAAAACGUUGAAUUUUGAAUUUGAAAGACAAGCAAGUGAUGAAAACUCAUCAUACAGGCCCUCAACUUUGGAUUUGCAUGCAAAUCAAACCGAAUCAACUGCACAAUGUGUACAGUCUGCACAACUUGGACAAGGUAUGGAAGCCCCCCAUGAAAAGACAGGAGUGGGAACAACUUAUAACAUCAAAUGUUCCCUGAACCAGGAGCUGAGAAAUUACUUGUCACAGCAUGAAGUGCAGUACCUUGGUUCUCCGUCUCUGGACAAGGUUGGCUGGAAUCAUGAUGAAGUCAUGGUUGGUAAUCAAAAUGAAAGCACAAGAGGAAAUUAUAGAAUCAAUUUUUCAGAUUUAACUCGUGACAAACAGGCAAGCAUACUACAAAUGACACCACAGAGCCUGAAUUGUUCCAACUGUAGCAGCAGCACAUGCUUGCCACAUGGGAAAGGCUUGAAGAGACAGCAUUCGUAUAGAACUAAUGAAGCACAAUUCUACAGCUUAAAUGCCAGAGGAGUGUAUUUCAAUUCCAUGCAGGCUUAUCAAGCAAUCCUUCCAGCAAAUGAACCUGAAGUUUAUAGUAACCUAGGGAUGCAUUGUCCUGCAACUUACAAGAAAAAGAGAACAGAAGAGGGCCACAGCUCAGCAGCAUCUUACAUUAAGCAUUUUACUAGCGAAAUUAACCAUGUGCCUUCAUCGCGGUGCAAUAUCAGUGGUUCCCCUAGCAACAAUUCUUCAACCAAUAUAGCCUACAACAGACUGCAGAACUCCGAUUUUGUGCCAGCAGUUGUGGAAGCAGGGAAGUUAAGGAAGGGGAGAUCAAAAGGCGCAACUCAAGUGCAUGAGUUAGCAUCUGUGCAUGAAAUUUACAAACAAUUUCAGACUUCUACAUCCAAAUACGCAACAAAAUGCAGACUUGGAGAAAGAUACAAGACUUCACAUCUAUCCAAUGCAUGCAUGGAAGCUCCAACUGCGGACACCCGAGCACCAAUGAAGACAAAAAAGCAAUCAAAGAAAAGCACCUUUGUCAGCUCAACAGCUUCCAGCAUGUACAUCCAUCAACAAUUCACAGCAAAUGCAAGGGGUCCCCCACCAGCUUUAACAUGGAGAGGCAUGUCUCCAAUUGAUGAAAUUGCAGAACACUUGCAGCGUCUUGAUUUAAACAGAGAAAGCAGCCAAAUUCAAGGUCAACAUGGAAAUNAAAAAAAAAUGAGGAUAGAGAAUAUGGAUCUAAUACUUUACAGAAUUUCACCACAUACCAACUUUGACACCAUGAGGCAGAAACUAAAUGCUGACCUUGUACACCUAUUAUCAAUCUUAAACACCAUAUUAAAGAAAAAAGAUGUCAGUCACAUGUUUUUAUCCAUUGUAAUAACCAUAACUAUUAUUUAUCUUUUUCUUUUUGUUUUUCUGGGUGAGUCAGGAGACAGGCGCUUCUCACCUUGGAAGGGAUCUGUUGUGGACUCUGUAGUUGGAGUAUUUCUUACACAGAAUGUUUCAGAUCACCUUUCCAGUUCUGCAUUCAUGUCACUCGCUGCUCACUUUCCUCUGAAGACAAAGAGCAGUACUCAGAAGCAUGAAGGGAGAACAGCUGUCAUAAUUGAAGAACCUGAAGUGUGUGCAACAGAUCCCAUUGUUUCUAUCAGAUGGCAUGAAGAUCAAGCAAAUCAGUCAAGUCGAUGUCAGGAUUCCUGGAGAGUCUAUAAUACAGAUUCAAAUGAAGAAAAAACAGCUGUCAACAGCUCUGAAUCAAGUGAAAAUAGCACAGAUUGCAUAAAGUCAGCAGAACAUUCAGUAAUUCUGCAAUCAGAUUCUUCUAGAGAAGGUUCAGAUCUGUAUCAUGAAUCAACACUUAUGGGUUUCAGAGAUAAAAAAGAAUUGAAUGAUUUGCCUUCUUCUCCGAGUUCUGUAGUUUCUUCUGAGAACUCUGCGGUUGUUCAAACUUCAGAAAGAACUGACACAAGCAGCUUUUGCAGCUCCACUUCUUUUUUGAAGCUAUUACAGAUGGCAGGAACUUCAGGAGCACGAGGAACCACGUGCACUGAAUACUUACAAGAAGGUGGAAACUUCCCAGUCCUUCGCAAGGAACGUAGUGCCCUCGAACAACCUGGAUCAUUGGUAGAAUGUGCACAUCCAGAACGGUACACAACACUGAGGAGUGAAACUUAUAUCUCAUGCAAUAACCCUCAAAAUAAGUUGGACACAGAGACAGUUAAUAAUGCAGAAGUCAAUGUCGAACUACAGUUUCAAACUGAAGAUAGAAAUUGCAAUGUACCCCAAGUUCCAGAAGCACCAACCUCUUCAGAAACCAAUAUAGAAGUCACAGAAAGAGCCAGCAUAGUUUUUGAUUCAUGUAAGUAUGAGCAAAGAGCUGUGGAGUCAAACUUGAAAAAUGUCAGUGAUCAUGCUUGUAGCAAAGUAGACAGUGUAAAUGAAAAUCCUUCUAAAGCAAAAAAGGGACAGCUCGGGAAGGAGAAAGAGAACAUUGAUUGGGACAGCUUACGGUUAGAGGCCCAGGCCAACGGCAAGAAAAGAGAAAGGACAGCGAACACAAUGGAUUCACUGGACUGGGAAGCAGUGAGGUGCGCAAAUGUCAAUGAGAUAGCCCACACAAUUAAAGAACGAGGAAUGAACAACAAGCUGGCAGAGAGGAUCAAGAAUUUUCUUAACCGGAUUGUUAGUGAACAUGGAAGCAUUGAUCUUGAAUGGCUGAGAGAUGUUCCACCAGACAAAGCAAAAGAGUAUCUAUUGAGCAUAAGGGGCUUGGGUCUGAAGAGCGUGGAGUGUGUGAGACUUUUAACACUUCACCACCUAGCUUUCCCAGUUGACACAAAUGUAGGGCGUAUUGCUGUUAGGCUAGGGUGGGUGCCCCUGCAGCCGUUGCCCGAGUCACUACAAUUGCAUCUUCUUGAGCUGUACCCAAUACUGGAGUCAAUCCAAAAGUACCUAUGGCCACGUCUCUGCAAGCUUGAUCAAAGAACAUUAUAUGAGCUACAUUACCAUAUGAUCACCUUCGGAAAGGUCUUCUGUACAAAAAGCAAACCCAAUUGCAACGCAUGUCCACUGAGAGGAGAAUGCAGACACUUUGCAAGUGCCUUUGCAAGUGCGAGGCUUGCCCUUCCCGCGCAGGAAGAAAAAAGCAUUGUGUCUGCAACAGAAAACAAAGCCUCUAACAACAAUCCAAGGGAAAAAUUCACUCACCUGCCUCUGCCAUUACCUCCGGGUAAUCAACAACCAGUGGAGCAUCAGAAGUUGAUCAACUCAGCUCCUAUUAUUGAAGUGCCAGCAACACCAGAGCCCAUUGUUGAACUUCCUGCCACACCUGAGCAAGAGCAAAUACAAGCACCAGAAAUUGACAUAGAGGACACUUACUAUGAAGAUCCUUGUGAAAUUCCUACAAUUGAAGUGAAUAUGGCAGAGUUCACUCAAAAUUUAAAGAAGUAUGUCGAAAACAAUAUGGAGCUUCAUCAGGUAGAAAUGUCGAAUGCCUUAGUAGCCUUAACUUCAGAAGCUGCAUCAAUUCCCGUGCCUAAACUUAAGAAUGUCAGCAGGCUGAGAACUGAACAUCAAGUAUAUGAACUUCCAGAUUCUCAUCCACUUUUGGAAGGGUUGGACAAAAGAGAACCAGAUGAUCCUUGCUCCUAUCUUCUUGCUAUUUGGACACCGGGUGAAACAGCAAAUUCUUUUCAACCUCCAGAAACACAGUGCAACUCUCAAGAAUCUGGCAAACUGUGUGAAAAUGAGACAUGUUCCUCAUGCAACAGCAUACGUGAAGCACAUUCUCAGACAGUAAGAGGGACUCUUCUGAUACCAUGUAGAACAGCUAUGAGAGGAAGCUUUCCACUCAAUGGUACCUAUUUUCAGGUCAAUGAGGUGUUCGCAGACCAUGACUCCAGCCUCAACCCAAUUAAUGUCCCAAGGGAUUGGCUGUGGAAUCUCCCACGGCGGACUGUCUACUUUGGAACCUCAAUACCGACGAUAUUCAAAGGAUUAACCACAGAAAGUAUCCAACACUGCUUUUGGAGAGGGUUUGUCUGUGUGCGGGGAUUUGAUCAGAAGACACGAGCACCUCGACCACUGAUGGCACGGUUGCACUUUCCAGCCAGCAAGUUAAACAAGACUAAAGGAAAAACAAAUGAAGACCAUGGAGCAGCACACUGAAUAUAGCUAUCCAGGUAAUCAUGCCAAACAUGCUAACAGCAUUCAAUAUCAUGCAGUUCUAAGCCAGAUGGUGAAAAGAAGAUAGGUAUCUUGUUAACUUAUAAAGUAGAAACGAAAAUGAGAUGAUAAUUUUUUUUUUUGUAAAUAACAGUUAUGAUGUUUCUUUAAAUAGCAACAAUUUAUUGAAUCAGUUUAUUCCCAUUUAGUUCGAUCGUAAGAUAAUGGACUUACAGAGCCCAUUAUCUUACUUUUAA